Bactrocera oleae (olive fruit fly) is the source of this 2129-nucleotide messenger RNA. It is a transcript of the gene Fsn, whose product is annotated as F-box synaptic protein. NCBI's taxonomy places the organism in Eukaryota, Metazoa, Arthropoda, Insecta, Diptera, Tephritidae. Gene Ontology annotation, cellular component: SCF ubiquitin ligase complex; synapse. The record is from RefSeq and is a predicted model, not a curated record. Gene Ontology annotation, biological process: synapse assembly involved in innervation; proteasome-mediated ubiquitin-dependent protein catabolic process. Gene Ontology annotation, molecular function: protein binding.
ACCCGUUUAGCCAAGACACAAAAAUUGACGUCAUUGUGUAAAACUGAAACGAAUUAGAUUUGAAGAGAAACGUCAAAAAAGCGUUGUAAUUUUAGUUUUGUUAAAGAUUUGUAAAAAAUUAUUGCUAUGCAAAUAAAUGAAAGAAGCUCUUUAAUAAUAAUAUAACUAAUACUUUAUAAAAGUAUGAAAUGUAACGAAAAUGCAUAAACAACAUAAAACUAAUAAAAGAAGAUAAGUUUGUUUGAAAGUGUGAAGGAUGCCAAACUAGGUACUGCAAUUCUAAUUACUGCUAAAAAUUGCUUCGUGAUACUUAACAAUAGUAGCCAAUAUAGUCAAGGAGUGUAUACCUAGCUUCUUAUUUUACACAUUAUUUGCGGCUAUUUGCAACCGGUGUAGACUAGAAGAGAGUGAUUAAUUUGCUGUAUUUAGAUAUCGACAUACUCAAACCUCAAAAUGGUUGAUCCAUUUCUUGCGACGAAUUACAAUGUUUUAGAGGUAAUCUUCUCUUAUUUGGAUUUACGUGAUUUGAGAAAUUGCGCAUUGGUUUGCUGGAAUUGGUACCAUUUUCUGAAUGAUGAAAGCUCAGAAGUAUGGCGAAUGCAUUGUUUGAGAAAGUUACCACAAGAAGCUCUAAAAUCAGAUUUAUUGUCUUCAGUUACUACAUAUAAAAAAAGAUUACGCGCUUAUUAUCAUGCCUGGAACCCAAAUGAUUGUUCACGUAAUGUUUAUAUAAAGCCAAAUGGUUUUACCUUGCAUCGCAAUCCUGUUGCACAAAGCACAGACGCAGCACGUGGAAAAAUUGGUUUCCGGCAAGGACGUCACUCAUGGGAGGUCAUAUGGGAGGGGCCACUUGGCACGGUUGCCGUAAUUGGUAUAUCCACAAAAGAAGCAGCUUUACAAUGUCACGGUUAUGUGGCCUUAUUAGGUUCAGACGAUCAGAGUUGGGGAUGGAAUUUGGUGGAAAAUAUGUUGCUGCACAAUGGUGAUGCGCAAGGAAAUUACCCCUUGUUAAAUAAUCCACCAAAGUAUCAGGUCGGCGAACGGAUACGCGUCAUACUCGAUUGUGACGAUAAUACGUUAUCUUUCGAAAAGAACAGUGAAUUUUUAGGUGUAGCGUUUAAGGGUUUGCCAGAUAAGAAGCUGUAUCCAACGGUGUCCGCGGUAUAUGGUAAUACGGAAGUCUCAAUGGUGUAUUUAGGACCGCCGUUAGAUGGUUGAAAUUUUUAUUUGCAUUUUUUCUACAGACAGUAUGGUAAAUAAUUAGACAUACAUAAACACUAUAUAUAUAAAAGAAACACGUUUUCACACAAGAGGCAAUGAUUUUAAAAUCAUAACUUUUAAAACUAUUUUUUCUAACUUUACAAAUCAAAAAGUUUCGUCAGCACCUAAACGCCUAAACACUGAAAAAUUAAAUUUAGCUUCAAAUUAUGACCAAACAACUUUCUCGAGCAGAUGAUAGCUUUCCAAAAAUGUAAAAUUUAAGUUAAUACACAAAAAUUAAAAUUGUAAGUUUACUCUUAAUAACACUAGAACUUCAAAUGCACCAGGCAGUAAAACGUAGAAAACGUAUAGGAGGUUUAAUUACUCUGUAUUUUAGGUAAUGUGGGAAUCAAAUCUAAACAUCGUUAACAAACUGCUUGUUGAAAGUAAAUUUGAACUGUGGUAACCCGAGUGCAAUAUUUGUACCGUGAGAUUCUUUAAGUUAUUAUAUUCAUACUUUGGGGUAUAGUGCACGAUUAUUUUAAUACGGAGCAAAUUUUUGUUUUUGUGUAAUUCUAACUAUUCUUGUUAAGAAAAUUACACUCACGUAAAACGCAAUGAAAACACUCUUUGUAAGCUAUAUGUCACCGAAUUCCUUAUUCUCAGCGUAAUUAUUAAAACAUUUCUUCAAAGUGAUUCUGUUAGUUAAUUUCGUAAGGUCCACUGCUAGUCCAGCUUUUCUGUUUAGCUAUUAGUUUAAAAAUGUAAAUAUAACUUUAAUUUAUUUUAAGUUUACUUUAAGAUUAAAUGCAUAUUUUACAAAUAUUGUAAGUAGUGAAUCUAUUCGGUCCUUUCAUGUUAUUUUACUCAAAAAUAAUCAUAAGUUAAAUGAAAGUGUAUAUGUAAAUAUAAGAAAAUAUAAAACCAUA